AUGGGUCGGCUCGACAACCAGGUUGCCAUCGUCACCGGAGCGGGGGCUGGUUUCGGUGAGGCGAUUGCGAAGCACUACGCUGAGGAGGGUGCCAAGGUGCUCGUCUGCGACCUCAACGACGAAGCGGGCGAGAAGGUGGCAGCGCAGUCCGAGGCUUUCUCGUUCCAGCAUAUCGACGUCUCCAAGAAGCAGGACUGGGAUGCUGCCAUUCAACGAGCCGUUGAGCUGUGGGGGAAAGUCGACAUCCUCGUGAACAACGCCGGCACGACGUACAAGAACAAGUCAACAAACGAGGUGACCGAGGACGAGUUCGAUCGAGUGUUCGCAGUCAACGUCAAGGGCGUCUACUUGGGCUGCAAUGCCUAUACGGCGCAGGUGCUGAAGCAGGGCACUCCGGGCGCAAUUGUCAACAUUGCGUCAGUGGGGGCGCACCGUCCCAGGCCAGGGCUCGUCUGGUACAAUGCGUCAAAGUCGGCCAUUGCAAACGCUACCAUGGGCCUCGCGGCUGAAUAUGGGCCCAAAAAGAUCCGGGUCAACUCCAUCUGUCCGCUGGCGACGAUGACGGGGCUGCUGGAGCAGUUCAUGGGCACAGCCAUCACCGAAGAGGUCAAGGCGAAGAUAGUGUCAGGGGUGCCGUUGGGAAGGUUGGGUGAGCUGCGCGACGUCACGAAUGCGGCCGUCUGGCUGGCGAGCGACGAGGCGUCAUUUGUGACCGGAGUCAACCUUGAUGUCGACGGAGGACGGGCGAUUUGA
This is a messenger RNA of Diplodia corticola, 753 nucleotides long. Its product is annotated as short-chain dehydrogenase reductase family. The transcript is spliced from 4 exons. Bases 1 to 753 code for a protein of 250 amino acids. NCBI's taxonomy places the organism in Eukaryota, Fungi, Ascomycota, Dothideomycetes, Botryosphaeriales, Botryosphaeriaceae. The record is from RefSeq and is a predicted model, not a curated record.